Messenger RNA from Thermothielavioides terrestris NRRL 8126, 1136 nucleotides. RefSeq lists its product as uncharacterized. Gene Ontology annotation, cellular component: mediator complex; core mediator complex. Gene Ontology annotation, molecular function: transcription coactivator activity. Bases 88 to 1032 code for a protein of 314 amino acids. The record is from RefSeq and is a predicted model, not a curated record. Gene Ontology annotation, biological process: regulation of transcription by RNA polymerase II. The transcript has 2 exons. NCBI's taxonomy places the organism in Eukaryota, Fungi, Ascomycota, Sordariomycetes, Sordariales, Chaetomiaceae.
GGCACCUCGCGCGACUGCACCACACACGACUCACGGCCUAGGAAUAAGCAUACACAGAUACUAAUCCCAGGAGAUUACUACUGGAGGAUGGCCCAAAACCCCGCGACCAGCGCGGGUCCCCCGCUGGACGAGAUCCAGUGGCGGGCGCCGCCCGACUUCGAGCAGGGCAUCCACAAUAACAGCGUGCUCUAUUACUUCGCCCAGUCGCCCUUCUAUGAUAAGACGUCCAACAACGAGGUUGUCUUCCAGCAGGGGCUCAACAAUCCCAACAUGACGCAGUUCCUCGCCACCCGCGAGCUCUUCGAAGGCCGCCUCAAGACCAUGUCCGGCCUCGAGUUCAUUGUUGCCCAGGAACCGGCCGAGACGGGGCCCGGCGCGGGCACCGGCGUAUGGGUCAUCAACAAGCAGACUCGGCGCAAGCGCCAGGGCGAGGAGGACGAGAUCACUGUGCAUGCGGUGUACUUCAUCGUUGGCGAGAACAUCUACAUGGCGCCGAGUCUUUGGGACAUCAUGAGCUCGCGCAUCGCGUCCAUUUCCACGCAAGUCUCCAAAAUCCUACCCAUCUCCUCCAGCGUGGAAUCCUGGUCUGCCGCCCAGGGCCGCACCUACCACCAGCCCGCCGCCCCCGGAACGAGCUCUUCCACAACGACCAAACAACCCGACGGCACCGCGCUCCCGGACGCCGCUCUUCCCAGCCCUUCAGUCCUGGAAGAAGCCCUCGCCAUCCACACCCAUUUCGGCGACCACUACAUGAACGAGAACCCGAUCACCGGCCGGCCGGGAGACUUCCACCUCUCGUCCACGGGCCGCAAGCUCGUGAGCCUGUCCGCCCCGGCCGCUGGGAAUCUCAAGAAGGGGCCGGCCCUCCCGGCGCUCAACACCAAGGUGGGCGACGGCGGCGGCAGCGAGAACCCGCUGGCUUCGAAGCCGUCGGGCAAGGAGACCAAGAGCCCCAAGACGCCUGGCGGCGGCAGCGCGAUGCAGAAGGCAAAGAAGAGGAAGGGGAGCAAGGCGGUUGUGACGCCGCAGUAGGAGGACGCCGGGAGAGGGGGAGAGGGACGACGACAGAUGGGAUCGAUAGUUUUUUUUGGUGGGUUGUAUGAAACUGUGAUUUAGGACGUGACUUGCUGGAUGGA